GCUGCGUGGAGCAGCUGCUGGCCGGCUGCGGUGGCAGGGCUGAGUUCGGGGAAGUCGGAGCUGCUGGGCGAGAGCUGGCUGUUUGCUGAACCGCUGCUGCCCUUUGCGUGCGUCAUUCGGGCGUGUGCACCUGGCUGAUUCAAGACAAGCAGGUGCGGACCUGCUCCGCGUUGGGAUGGGGAGAGACCACCUCUUGCUGCAGGGAGCGAUGCUGGGGCCUUCAGCAGGUGUCCUUCUCGCUCUGAGUCAGCAUCCCAGCACAGGGCUCGGAGACACAGCGCUGGGGGAGGUGGCCCCUUCUAGCCAGGAACUGUUUCUCACCCUGGACCUGGAGCCAGUACCCCCUGAACCCACCCAAGGCUGCCUCCGGGACCUGCCAGGUGGAGAAGGGACCUCUGCUGCAUGUGUUUCAAGGAUCACAGGAUCUUCUCCUUCCCAGAGGCUAGUGAAGAUUAGAAGGCGAAAAAAACGCACUUGUGAUGAAAUGUUCUCUGAGCUCAUGCUGUCCUCCCACACUGACAUAGCACAGACGAAUGCAUGGAGGCAGACAAUGUUAGAGUGCAGGAAAGCACAAAAUGACUGGGAGGAGAGGUGGCAGGCUGAGGAGAGUAAGUGGCGGCAGGCUGAAGAGAGGGCUGAAGCUGAAAGGUGGCAGCAGUGUGAUGAGAGGAGGCAGGAUUCAAUGCUGAGGCUGCUGGAGGAUCAAACUAAUAUGCUCCAGCAUAUGGUUGAGCUGCAGGAAAGGCAGCAGGAGCACAGACUGCCACUACAGCCCCUGUGUAACCAACCACCCUUCUCCCCAAGUUCCAUAGCCUCCUCGCCCAGAUGCCCAAGAACAUGGUUGGGGGGCCUCCGGCCUCCCAGCCACUCCACCCCAGAGGAUUGCCCAAGCAACAGAAGGCUGGCAUUCAAUAAGUUCUAAAGUUUUAAACUUUUAAAGUGCUGUGUGGCCUUGUCAUUCCCUCCUCCACCACUCCUCCCAGUGCUUCUCUCCUCUACCACUCCUCCUGGGCUACCUUGGCAGUUAUCCCCCUAUUUGUGUGAUGAA
Molecule: messenger RNA, 1048 nt
Organism: Caretta caretta (loggerhead turtle)
Lineage: Eukaryota; Metazoa; Chordata; Testudines; Cheloniidae
Source: RefSeq, a predicted model, not a curated record